AUGUCUUUCGCUUCCUUCACUCUCUUCGCGGCGCUGGCAGCCACCACGGUUUCUGCCCAUGGAUAUGUGGAGGUGGCCACCAUCGGCGGUGUCAAGUACGAUGGCUACAAUCCCAACACGGACCCGUACAUGAACCCGCCCCCCGAUCGCAUCUUCCGCCCCAUCCAGGGCAACGGACCCGUGGAAGACUUGACCUCGCCGGAUUUCCAGUGCGGUGGCUACACCGCCGGUGGCGUCGUCGGCUCCAAACCCGCAAAGCUCACCGCGGACCCGGUGCCGCCUGGAACCGAGGUGGAGUUGAAGUGGACGCUCUGGCCCGACUCGCACGUAGGCCCGGCGUUAACCUAUAUGGCUCUCUGCCCCGGCAAUGAUUGCUCGGCCUUUGAACCGGGAAACGAAGCCGUCUGGUUCAAGGUCCAAGAGGAAGGCCGAUCGGGCACGAGCAACGUCUGGGCUACAACUCCUCUGAUGAAAGAGGGUGGCUCCAUCACCUACACCAUCCCUUCCUGCCUGGCCCCAGGAACCUACCUCGUCCGCCACGAGCUCAUUGCGCUCCACGCCGCGUGGGCCUACCCGGGCGCCCAGUUCUACCCAUCGUGCCACCAGAUCGAGGUGAGCGGCUCGGGCACCACCACCCCAGACUCGCUCGUCGCACUCCCAGGCGCCUACUCCCCGACCGACCCGGGAAUCACGGUCGACGCCUACAAGGCCCAGGAAUACAUCAUCCCCGGCCCGCCCCUCUUCACCUGCGGUGGAUCCUCCUCAGGCCCGGCACGCCCGGCCCCGGGCUACGGAGAUCCUACACCGGUUGAAGAGAAAUCGGACCCCGUCCGCGAGCCCGAGUCCACUCCUACCCCAACUCCCAACCGCAAGUGUUCAAAUAAACGUGGAAAUCGUGCUAAGAAGCGUGCUUCAAAGCGCGCGAAAAAGGCUGCUAAGCGUGAGGAGGCAAAACCCUAA
Messenger RNA from Drepanopeziza brunnea f. sp. 'multigermtubi' MB_m1, 960 nucleotides. RefSeq lists its product as uncharacterized. Lineage: Eukaryota; Fungi; Ascomycota; Leotiomycetes; Helotiales; Drepanopezizaceae. The record is from RefSeq and is a predicted model, not a curated record.